Dermatophagoides farinae (American house dust mite) is the source of this 4458-nucleotide messenger RNA. Its product is annotated as E3 ubiquitin-protein ligase SHPRH. Gene Ontology annotation, biological process: protein polyubiquitination; DNA damage response. Gene Ontology annotation, molecular function: protein binding; ubiquitin protein ligase activity; ATP binding. Gene Ontology annotation, cellular component: nucleus. The record is from RefSeq and is a predicted model, not a curated record. NCBI's taxonomy places the organism in Eukaryota, Metazoa, Arthropoda, Arachnida, Sarcoptiformes, Pyroglyphidae.
AACAAUACCAAAAUUCAUUGAAAUGCCAACUAAACGACGUAGAUUAUCAGCCAAAUUUAUAUCUAAUUUUUAAAUUUAUUUUGCAAUAGUGUCGAAGAAUUGGAUUUUGAUCUUGAGGAUCCAUUGAAAUAUGGUUAUUUUGAAAUUGAAUUAUUCGAGAAUGAAGAAUCUGAAGAUUCAAACGACAACAUGUUUGCAUUUGCAUCGAUGUGCUUCGAUGUACAAGAUAGUUGGGAAGAAUCAUCCGAUUAUGAUCAUGAUAACAAGUAUAACCAUCUUAUAUUAACUGCUAAUAAACAAUGUUAUCUACUUGAAUCAAAUGGUUCGAAACAAAUCCUUCAUCGAUUGAUCAAUAGCCAAGAGUUGAAUGUUCCAGAUGAUUUCCAUCGAUAUUUCACCCAUCACAUGGCUAAAAGUCGUCAAUUUUGCCGGGUAAAAGCAAUCCGCCAUUCAAAUACGAGUUUUGUGAUUAAUUGGUACCUAUCAUUGAAAAUUGUAUUCACCGAAAUGGCCACGUUGGAGGUUGCAAUGGCAACAAGCAAGAAUGACUUGACAAUUGCAUUGAUGGCAUUCACACGUGGCAAUCAGUUAUUCGAGUCAAAUUCGCGCCAUGAAUUUGGUAACAAUACAGAGAUUGAAAAUUUCUAUCAGACCAUUGCUCAUAGGCAAAAAAGUGAUCCUUGUUAUGAAUUCGAAACAUUUGUGAUUGAUAGUAAAAAUUUAAGACCCAAACUAUGGCGACAUCAACAAAUGGCCCUAAAAUGGAUGUUGAUGCGUGAAACGUCGAAAGAAAAUGUCAACUUUGAUUUGGACAUUCGAUUUGAAAAAAUAUUCAAUGUCAAAAGUGGUGAGAAUUUGUACUUUCAUUCAACAAUGGGUCAUUUUCUCACUGAAAAAGUGUACCAUGAAUAUCUUAAUCAUUUGAAACAAUCACCAACCAAAGGUGGUAUAUUGGCCGAUGAAAUGGGCCUGGGCAAAACGGUCGAUGUAAUAGGAUUGAUACUGAAUAAUCCGAAGCCAACAUCGAACACGGAUAAUAUGAAUUUUCUAUUGACCGAACAGAAUCUUUUUCAACGAUCGAAAAAUCCAUUAACUGGUGAAGUUCGUUGCCAUUGUGGUAUACUCAAUCGUAACUCAUCUGUUCAAAUGGAAGCCAUCAACUUGGAACAAUUACGUGACCAAUGUCUUCGACAACAAUAUCAUCUUAUUGACAAUCUAAUCCAAUGUCUAAUGUGUGGCAAUUAUCAACAUCUUGAAUGUAGUUGUUAUCCUAUCGAACAAUCGCAACAAUUCGGUUAUGUUUGUAGCCAUUGUUGGCCACAUAUCGAUCCGAUCGAUUCACCCGCUACAUUAAUAGUCUGUCCGACAUCGAUUCUAAGUCAAUGGAUCAAAGAACUAAGUAUACAUAUUAAUAAACCAGAUGUAAAGAUAUUAAAAUAUAACGGUGUCAAAUGUAAAGAUUAUAAAUUUCCACCUGAAUUGGCCAAUAACGAUAUUGUCAUCACUACCUAUGAGAUUCUUAAAUCGGAAUUGGAUUUUGUCGCUCCUCAUGACUAUAGCCAUCUACGUAAUAGCCGUCGUUAUUAUACGCCGGUAUCGCCAUUAUGUUCAAUACGUUGGUGGCGUUUGGUGUUUGAUGAAGCACAGCUGGUGGAAGGUCGUACAACACGAACAUUUCGUAUGGCCAAAUCAUUACAUUCCGUACAUCGAUGGACAGUGACCGGUACACCGAUCCAACGUAACAUUGAAGAUCUAUUUGGCCUAAUAAAUUUCAUCGGUGAACGACCGUACAAUGAGGAAGUCGUUUGGAAGAAUGACCUCUACAAUCCUUUCUGUCAUGAUGAACGUGAUACUUUGAUAAAUGUGAUGGCAAGAUGUUUUUGGCGUACUUCGAAAGCAUCAGUGUUUGAUGAGAUUCGCAUAUCAAAACCGAUUAUCGUAAUGGAGCCAUGUAAUCUAUCACAGAUUGAACGUGAUUUUUACCUGCAAGAGGCCUCGAAUUGUCAGCAAUCAAUGAUGGCCAAAUUGGCCAAAACAUCUAGUGAAAUGAAAAUAUCACAUCUCGGCAGUACAGUACAAUCUGUCAUAUUUAAUUUGGCAUUACGUCUACGACAAAUCUGUUGCCAUCCACAAAUGUGUUUGAAAGUGAAACUUGGUGAUUAUUGUUCAAUACAGGACGUUCUGGUUAAAAUGAUUGAUGAUGCCAAAUAUGAUUGUGAGAAAAACCACCGAGAAAAAAUAGCAUCGAUUAAUGGAAUGGCUGCAUGUUAUCUACUACAGAACGAUUUCAAGACGGCUAUCAAUAUGUACAAGGAAGCUCUUGCAUCUAUCAACAAUGUUGGUGAUGAUAUUCGUACGGAUAAAACACAAACAUAUCAUAUCUACUACAAUCUAUCUCAAAUACUUGAGUUUGUCGGUUGCACACAAAUCGAUUCAAACGAACAGCCAAUGGACCCAUUCAAUGGAUCGCAAGCUAUUUUGGCUCCAGGGGAUUCAAAACCAUGUUUGCCAUCAAGCGACGAAUUGUCAUUAGAACCAGAUGAUCGGUAUCUUCGAUUAAAAGCUAAACAAUUGUAUCAGAACUAUCUGAAUUCAGCUCAACUUUCCUUGUUGACAGCUGAUCGAUAUCGACGUGAAUUAAUCAACAAAUGUGAUCAACUUAAACAGAAAUUUACUUUGAAAGGCUGGUGGCUGGUUUAUGCUUUACAAGAACUAAGUCAAGUGAUGAACGUAAACGAAAUGAUAGUAUCAUUAUUAGAGAUUCUAUCUGAUCGCCGUCAGCUGAUCGAUCCGAUUGGACCAAGAUCCAUCGAAUCCAUUCGAUGGCAAUUGUGUGAAUAUCUGAAUUCAUUCGAAGAAGUUCGUCAACAAAUUCGUGAUGCAUUCACAAGAUUGGACCAUGAAUCAUUGAGCGGUAAUCCUGAUCGAUAUAUUGAUUGUCACAUUAGACCACCACCCGUACAAUCGAAACCAGAUAGACAGGAACGAUGUAAUCUAUGCAAAACAGAAAGUGUGAUAAAAAAUUUCGAGAAAAUCAUCUUUCAAUUCAACCAAUCCAUAUCGAUCAAUACGGAAGGGGAAGAUGAAAAUGAAGCAGAUAAUUGGAACGAAAAUCUAUGUCUAGUGGCCAUACGUAAAGUUGGCAUUUGGUUCAAGAGUCGAACUGUUGGAUCAGCACGUGACUAUGGCGUAACAGUGGCCGAUAUUGACAAUUUUAGUCAGUACAUUGAUGAAUGUAAAAAAGAGUAUAAAGCACAUCGAAAAUGUUGGCGAGAAGCAUCCGAACUUGUGUUACGAAUAGAUGAAUUGAAUCAAGCACAAACUCGUUAUGAACAUGGUGUCGAUUCAUUGUCAUUGUUUCAUCGUGAUUCAUCAGCCAAAGAAAUGGCCGAAGAGAAACUUUGUAGUAAUCAACAACGACUGAAAUAUCUGAACAAUUUGAAAAACACGCUAAAAGAUAAGGAUAGUAUCGAUAGUAAAGUAUGCUCAGUAUGUUGGUCUGAUUUGAUCCGAUAUUCUGUGUUGACAUGUGGACACUUGUUAUGUAUUGAAUGUAUGCGAAAUAUAAGUAAACAUUCUGAAAUUUUAUCCCGAUGUCCAGUUUGCCGAUCACCAUUUGAUCAUUCAAAGAUAUGUUUUGUCGACUCAAACUUAUUAGUCAAUAAAUCAUCAGUGAUGGUUGAAGGAAAUUGGUCAUCGAAAAUAGUGGCCAUUAUUCGUUGCGUGAAACGGAUUCAUCAAGAAUCGAAUGAUGAAAAGAUACUCAUAUUCUCUACAUGGUUAAGAAUGCUUCAAUUGAUGGAAAAAGCCCUACAAAAGAAUCAUGUUGAAUCUAUACUGAUUUCUGGUUCUGGUGAUGAUAAAUUUGCUGCCAAAAUUGAUCAAUUUCGACAAUCUGAUUCAUGUCGUGUAUUAUUGUUGCCUACUCGAUUCGCAUGCAAAGGUCUUAAUCUUACCGAAGCAUCUCGGGUAAUGUUUGUCAAUCCAAUACUGAACAAACGGGAUGAACUACAAGCAAUUGGCCGUGUCAAUCGAAUUGGACAAACUAGGCAAACCUAUGUUCAUAAAUUUAUCAUCAAAGACAGUAUUGAAGAAUUGAUUGAAAAUUAUAACAAAGAUUGUAAUUAUCGUUCAAAUUUUACAAAUGGUGAAUUUACCGAUUUAACUGUACGGGAAUUUUGUGCUCUAUUCAAUGUCUAUAAAGCUUAAUCUCUAAAUUAAGUUUUUAUAAGUGUGUAUCGGUAUGUCUCACGAUAUUAAAUCUUUUCAAGUGUGUAAUACGGAUCGACAUUGAGAAGCAAUUAAUAAUGAUCGUGAUUGAAAUACCAUACCAUUCUAUUUUACAUCGAUAAUCAUUAGGAUAAUCAAUUAUCGGAAUUUGAAUCCUCGCAAGACGGAAACACUUGGUUUUAAAAUCUCAUCUAAUAUCUAAUCUAAAUAAAUACUUGACUACCACUA